GAUGUCCAACAAAAAUGUCCGUAUCCGGUUUGGCCUGCUGUUAGAGGCGUACUGCCGGGCGUGCGGAGCGUACCUGAAGUCCCUGGUACGACAGGUGGAGGCCCAGGAGAAACUCACCAUGCUGACAGAAACACUACAGGAGAGGGAGAGAGAAAAGAAAGACACAACACAAAGGGAGAGAUUAAAGUUCCUCGGAGAGAAGAUUAACCAGGAGGAUUAUCUAGAAGCCCUGCAGAACUUUCCCUGUCCACUCAACCCAUCUCAACUGCUGGGAAAACUGCUUAUUAAGGAGUGUAAAGUGAUGAAGUCAGCCAAGCGCCCCUUGUGGCUCAACUGGGAGAACCCUGACCCCAUGGCUGACCUCUACUUCCUCAACCAGAUGAUCAUCUUCAAGAAUGGAGAUGAUCUUCGUCAGGACAUGCUGACGAUACAAAUGAUCCGGAUCAUGGACAAUAUAUGGCAGACGGAGGGGCUAGAUCUCAGAAUGCUGCCGUACCAGUGCCUGUCCGCGGGAAACUGCGUGGGAAUGAUCGAGGUGGUGAGGAACGCCAAGACCGUGAUGCAGAUCCAGAGGAUGAGCGGGAUCACGGGCACGCUGCAGCUCCGCAGCGACUCUCUACACGAGUGGAUCAAGUCCAAGAACAAGGGGGACAGGUCAGACCUAACGUCAACUCUUAUGAUUCUGCUUUCUACAACCCUAAAGGUGGUAUCUCACUGCACUUAG
Branchiostoma floridae (Florida lancelet) is the source of this 724-nucleotide messenger RNA. RefSeq names its product phosphatidylinositol 4,5-bisphosphate 3-kinase catalytic subunit alpha isoform-like. Gene Ontology annotation, molecular function: 1-phosphatidylinositol-4-phosphate 3-kinase activity; 1-phosphatidylinositol-3-kinase activity. The record is from RefSeq and is a predicted model, not a curated record. NCBI's taxonomy places the organism in Eukaryota, Metazoa, Chordata, Leptocardii, Amphioxiformes, Branchiostomatidae. Gene Ontology annotation, biological process: phosphatidylinositol-3-phosphate biosynthetic process; cell migration; phosphatidylinositol-mediated signaling. Gene Ontology annotation, cellular component: phosphatidylinositol 3-kinase complex, class IA; cytoplasm; plasma membrane. The transcript has 5 exons. The coding region runs from base 2 to 724 and encodes 240 amino acids.